Spodoptera litura is the source of this 2347-nucleotide messenger RNA. RefSeq names its product chromatin assembly factor 1, p105 subunit (gene Caf1-105). Gene Ontology annotation, molecular function: protein binding. Gene Ontology annotation, cellular component: nucleus; CAF-1 complex. Lineage: Eukaryota; Metazoa; Arthropoda; Insecta; Lepidoptera; Noctuidae. Gene Ontology annotation, biological process: DNA replication-dependent chromatin assembly; nucleosome assembly. The record is from RefSeq and is a predicted model, not a curated record.
AGUUGUGACAAGAUUAGACAUUAGGAAUGCAUAAAAAGUAUAAAGUGUGGAUGUAAAAAGGGCUCAAGUCUUGAUCGACUAGUUUCAAAACGAUUCCGCGACUAUGUCAAAAAAAUGUCAAAUUAAAAAGAAAACAGAAUUUUAGCGCCAAAAUAGACAAGUGCUCCUUGAAACGUUUGCUCAAAGUUGUUAUUUAUUACUUGUAACGUAAUCAUAUUAAGUAAAAUAUGAAGUUCGCUAUCCCUGAAAUAUCGUGGCACAACAGAGAUCCUGUACUGAGUGUGGAUUUCCAACCAAAGGCUGAGUCUACGGAACCAUUACGACUUGCAACUGGAGGCACAGAUUCUCAUGUUUUGAUCUGGUACAUUUCAACAACAGAUACAGGAUCAGUAAACUUAGAAGUUGCAGCUGACCUCACUCGCCACCAAAAGGCUGUCAAUGUGGUACGAUGGUCACCUAAUGGCCAGUUCUUGGCAUCAGGAGAUGAUGAGUCUAUAAUAUUUAUUUGGAAGAAGACUGAUAAAGAACCAGCGCCAGUAAUGGAACAGAGUGAAGAACAGUACAAGGAAUCCUGGGUUAUUCACAAGACAUUAAGAGGUCACAUGGAGGAUGUGCUAGAUAUAUCCUGGAGUGCCAACUCUUUGCACCUUGCCUCUGGCUCAGUAGACAACAAACUCCUCAUCUGGGACCUAAACAAAGGGAAAUACAGCACCAUACUGACAGACCACAAAGGAUUUGUACAGGGAGUCUCAUGGGACCCCAAAAACCAAAUGAUAGCUACUGCUAGUUCAGAUAGAGUAUUCCGCACAUUUGAUGUGACUUCGAAGAAGGUGACAUCCCGCAGCAGUAAGGCAAUCUUACCAUUCCCCUUUGAACAUCCUCUACAUGAUGUCAAAGUCAGACUAUAUCAUGAUGACACACUACAAACUUACUACAGGAGACUUCAGUUCAGUCCAGAUGGCCUGCUACUGGCAGUCCCAUCAGGCCGCAUAGAGCCUGAGCAAGGCAAGGUGGACAUCAAGCCUAUUAAUGCUGUCUACAUCUACACAAGAUACUCUUUGAAAGUUCCAGCAUGCAUCCUACCAUGCGGUGAAGCAGCACUGGUGACGCGCUGGUCGCCUCGCAUGUAUGCACUCCGCGAGGGUGGCCCGGCCCCCGCCUUCCCAGCCACAAGACGUAUGAUACUCGCCAUUGGAACCAAGCGAUCGGUAUUAUUGUACGACACGCAGCAGAAAACACCCAUAGCUCUCAUCAAUAAUAUACAUUACACAAGGUUGACAGACCUGACAUGGUCUCGGGACGGCCGCACGCUAGUGGCAUCCAGCACGGACGGCUACUGCUCUGUCAUCACCUUCGCUGAGGGCGAAUUGGGAGAAGUACUGCCUGAAGAAGUAACUCCCGAACCUACCACCACUCCAGCACCAGAACCUAUGGAAGUUGAAGAACAACCAGUGGAAACACCAAAAGUAGAAGUAGAGACACCACAAGUCAAAGAAACAAAAUCAGCAGGCAAGAUAGACUCAUUCAUUAAGUUCAAGGCACCAGAAAAAUCUAAGAAACAAAAAACUGAGCCAGAACCAAAAACACCAGUCAAAAUAGAUGUUCUGGAAGAAGUUGCUAUGCCAUCGUGGUCAGAUAACAGUAAUAAUGAAAUUAUCAAACCUAAAGAGCCAGAAGUGAUGAUUGUAGAUGAUAGUGAAGACAUUAAAUUAGUUUAUGAGGAAACUGAGGGAGCCAAAUCUACAUCAACAUCUCCAGAUUCACCUAAAACAUCAGUAAAAACUGUAACAGAGAAAAGUCCUAAACAGAGCUCUCCAAAACCUAAUAAGACCGAAGAAAUCUCUAAAACCUUAUUUGGCACACCUACUGGUAGUAAUGCCAAGAGCACAAGCCAGCCAACUACUCCUAAAAGUUCAGUAGAAAACUAUUUUAUGAAGCAAGCUAAAGUGACUGAUGUAAAGGACCAAGCGGCUAAGUCUGCUCCGAGCCCGAAAGCUCCGCGGCGCGUUAGUUUCGUCACACUGUCAAGUCCUAAAAAUGCUAAGAAGAAAUAGUGUUCGAUAUUUUCAUCACUUGUAUGUUUCUUUUGGCAUAACUGACGCAAUUUUAUCAACACCGUGUUAAACAGGUUUUAACGAGGGAAAUUAAUUUGAUAUAGACAUUUAAAAGUAUUAAUAUAUUUAAUUUUGUUCAUUAAAUCAUAUUACUCUUUAGAAUAGUCCCCUCGCUCUUACGUCAAUGACAAACCUGUUUCUUAUUUCUGCUAUAAUCUCCAUUUUAAUAUAUGUAAUAAAAAUAAGGAUCAAAUGUAAUGUUUUAUAAUUUGUAAAUAAAAGAUGUGUGUAAA